UCGUAAACCAAAUCUAGCAAGAGGAAGUUCUCAAAAACGAAGGCAAUCUAGUUUCUCCUCUCGUCGUGCACGGAAGAUGAGAAUCGGCAGGACUUAACCCGUACGAAGAAAUCACUCUAAAGAGACACCACUCUCUUAGUCCGGGUGGAAUUUUACCGGGACAAGCUCGAAGACUUUGGUGGUGGAAUUCGCACUAAGAUCAUGUUAAGCACGCAUUGGAAGUAACAAGGGUGUCGACAUAAAGGAACCAAAGUGUCGACACCCAUGACAACAUCCAAUUCUCUCGAGUUUGUGACGAUCGCUAUCAGUGACUACACACUCUCCACACAAAUGGAGCCAUUCUCUACUUUAAAAAGCUCUCUCCUCGUGGAACGCUUUGGUGGAAUUUGGCAUCCAGAGCACGAAGAGUUAAAAAAACCACAGUGACGAUAAGACGAAGCACAGGAGUUGUAUUCUACUCCCAACAUCCCGGAGUGUUGCUAUCGUUUUCUCGUUACGAAUCCCGGCCGUCCGUGGCUUGUAACGCCCAGAUGCUGGUGGCAGUCCAUCUCCUGGACUUUCCGCCCCGUAAUGCUGGAGCUGUCGUACACUGGCCAAGAGGAAUGGGCGCUCCUAUAUAAAGUGGCCUGGCCGUUCAGUCAUGGGAAUGUGAAGGCCGCAUUAGAUUGAAAGAGGGGCCUAGGGUUUUGUGCGCGCAGUAGCACGGAUCGAUCGAUCGAGGCGCUGGCUGGCGGCGCGACUCUUCUCCAGAUUCAUAGAAUGCACAAGCUGAGCCUUCUCACCAGGACGAUUCCGAUCUCUAUUCCUUCCAGAUUGGUGUCGAGGAAUUUCCACUCCGGAUUGAAGCCUCUGUUCUCAAGGCCUCGGUCAAACAAGCCGGCGUUGUGCACCAGGAGUGUUGGAACUAUGGGAUCACUCGCAGAGACGGAUGUGCUGUUCUACCCGGAUGUUCGUCGCGAUGAAUCCGUCGCUGAUGAUUACCAUGGAGUUCGUGUUGCUGAUCCUUACCGAUGGCUGGAGGAUCCAGACGCGGAGGAAGUGAAAGCUUUCGUAGCCGAGCAAGUGAAACUCACGGACACGGUUUUGCAGUCCUGUGAUGUUCGGCAGAAAAUGAACAACAAGAUCACCGAGCUCUUCGACUACCCCAAGUUUGAGUGCCCGUUCAAAAGGGGAGACAAAUACUUCUACUUUCACAACAAAGGCCUACAGCCACAAAGCGUGUUGUACGCACAGGAUACCUUGGAUGGUGAAGCGGAGGUUAUUCUUGAUCCUAAUGAACUUAGCGAGGAUGGAACUGUGGCGCUAUCAGUCUAUUCCUUCAGUGAAAAUGCGGAAUUUCUAGCUUUUGGUUUGAGUGCCAGUGGUAGUGACUGGGUUACCAUCAAGGUUCUUCGUGUUGCUACUAAGGCUCUCGAGCCUGACGUAUUGUGCUGGGUCAAGUUUUCAAGUAUUGCCUGGACACAUGAUCAUAAAGGUUUCUUCUAUUGUCGAUAUCCUACUCCCGUAAAGGAUGCGGAUGCUGGAACUGAAACAGAUCUUAAUCUUUCUCAGCAGGUUUACUAUCACUUUCUAGGAACUGAUCAAUCGGAAGACAUAUUGUGCUGGAAAGACUCUGACAAUCCCAAGUGGAUGUUUGGAGCUGAAGUUACUGAUGAUGGCAAGUACCUUGUGCUUUCGAUCGAAGAAGGAUGCGAUCCCGUAAACAGGCUUUAUCUUUGUGAACUCGACUCACUGCCAAAUGGACUACAGGGAUGGAAAGGCAAGGAUGAGUUGCUACCGUUUGAGAGGCUUGUGGAUAAGUUUGACGCAAAGUAUGAGGUGAUUGCGAACGACGGCAAUGUCUUCACAUUUCGGACAAACAAAAAUGCGCCACGAUACAAAGUAACGCGGGUGGACACCAGGAAUCCGGAAACAUGGACAGACAUUAUUGCCGAGUCAGCGAAGGAUGUUUUGGACUCAGCGCAGUGCGUGAACCACCAGCAAUUGGUAGUAUCGUAUCUCAGCGACGUAAAGCAUGUGCUUGAGGUUCGCGACUUGGAACAUGGCACGUUAUUGAGAACUCUUCCUCUGGAUAUUGGAACGGUUUCAGGGAUUUCUGGACGAAGAAAAGAUGCGGAGAUCUUCUAUGGUUUCACAAGCUUCCUUACGCCUGGGGUCAUCUAUCGCUGUGACUUAUCGGAGGACUCGGAGCUUACCGUUUUCAAAGAAACCAGUGUGAAAGGUUUCGACAGAACCAGAUUUGAGACGAAACAGGUAUUCGUCCCCAGCAAAGACGGUACAAAAGUUCCCAUGUUUAUUGUUGCCAGGAAAAGUAUUGCGCUCGAUGGCAAACAUCCGGCAUUGCUAUAUGGCUAUGGAGGUUUUAACAUCAGCAUAACCCCGUACUUCAGUGCUUCAAGGAUAGUUCUUAUUCAGCACUGCGGGGUCAUUUUCGCGAUUGCUAACAUCAGAGGUGGUGGUGAAUACGGCGAAGAGUGGCACAGAGCUGGUUCUCUUGGCAACAAGCAGAAUUGUUUUGACGAUUUCCAAGCAUGCUCCGAGUAUUUGAUCAAAGAAGGCUACACUCAACCAAGAAAGCUUGGUAUCGAGGGAGGAAGCAAUGGUGGCCUUCUUGUAGCGGCAUGCAUCAACCAGAGGCCUGAUCUCUAUGGAUGUGCUCUUGCUCAUGUAGGUGUUAUGGACAUGCUAAGGUUCCACAAGUUUACAAUCGGUCAUGCCUGGACAACGGACUAUGGCUGCUCUGAGAAAGAAGAGGAGUUCAAGUGGUUGAUCAAAUACUCUCCUCUUCAUAACGUUUCGAGACCCUGGGAGAAGCCUGAUGGCCUUGGUGUUCAGUAUCCACCAACGAUGCUCUUAACCGCAGACCAUGACGAUCGAGUUGUGCCACUCCACACUCUAAAACUCCUUGCAACAUUGCAGCAUGUACUCAUCAAAUCCUCCAAAUCAAGCAACCAGACGAAUCCAAUCGUAGCUCGCAUCGACACAAAGGCCGGGCAUGGAGCUGGCCGUCCCACCAAGAAAAUGAUUGACGAGGCUGCCGAUCGAUUGUCAUUCUUCGUUAAGAUGACUGGCGCGGAGUGGACAGAGUAGCGAUCCAGUUUUUCCAUCUUUAUUUCUCGUUCUUUUUUUGUUCCUAUUUCUCUAUAUUUAUGUUCAUCACUGCAAGUUAUAUCCGAAGGAAGUAACUGUAUCGAUGAUAGGAAAUUAUUUUUAAAAAAUAGAUUUGUCUUUUAUUGCGUC
This is a messenger RNA of Selaginella moellendorffii, 3240 nucleotides long. Its product is annotated as prolyl endopeptidase. Gene Ontology annotation, molecular function: oligopeptidase activity; serine-type endopeptidase activity. Bases 760 to 3090 code for a protein of 776 amino acids. The transcript has 14 exons. Lineage: Eukaryota; Viridiplantae; Streptophyta; Lycopodiopsida; Selaginellales; Selaginellaceae. The record is from RefSeq and is a predicted model, not a curated record. Gene Ontology annotation, biological process: proteolysis. Gene Ontology annotation, cellular component: cytosol.